GUUUGUAGGAAGUCAUGUGAGCCGGGGACAUAUGGCGGCUUCAACCCAUUACUUUCGUUAAAAACACUGCGAUGUGGUAGUGUCAUCAUUCUGGAGGAAAUAUCGCGACUAAUAUUGCUAUCUUCUGAUGUCAUCUCGUUUCACUGGAUCGUUUACUUUGAGUGAUUUAAUUACAGAGACGUGUUGAACUAAGGAGUGUUAUUUUACAUUGCCUCUCAUCCACUGACAUCGCUGUCUCAGUUUAAUAUCGCAAACAAGCAGGUCCAGUUAUUUUAUAAGUGAUGCAUAUCAUGAAAGUCCGGCGUUUAUGUUGAUGUCGAAACAGAUUUAGUAUCGCCGUCUCGUCUGUUAUAAACAAAACGAGUGAAUGAUGAUCCAAAACUCGCGGAUGAAAAAUUGAUACAUUUAUUCUUCGAUACAUUAGUAAGUGUCAUCUAAUAAUUAAACUGUUCCUCUUCAUUGGAAAAUUCGCUUAUUAGUUUUCAAAGACCAUCUUUAGUUAUUGAUUUACUGAUCUAUGCGUGAUAGUUAGAAAAAUGAAUACAGAAAAGGAUUUUUCUCCCUUGACUCCAAACAUUGUGCGAGCCCUCAACGACAAGCUGUACGAGAAGAGGAAGGUGGCAGCGCUUGAAAUCGAAAAGCUUGUACGGGAAUUUGUAGCCCAAAACAACUCUGCUCAGAUCCGACAUGUCAUUCAGAUUUUGGCCGCAGAGUUCGCGCUUUCCCAGCACCCUCACAGCAGGAAAGGGGGUCUCAUUGGUUUGGCCGCAUGCUCUAUUGCCUUGGGAAAAGAUUCCGGAUUGUACCUAAAGGAACUCAUUGAUCCGGUUCUUACGUGUUUCAAUGACUCUGACAGCCGUCUCCGGUACUACGCCUGUGAGGCACUGUACAAUAUAGUGAAGGUUGCAAGGGGGGCGGUGCUGCCCCACUUUAAUGUGCUGUUUGAUGGACUUAGCAAGCUUGCUGCCGAUCCAGACCCGAAUGUAAAGAGUGGGUCAGAGCUCCUGGACCGGCUUCUUAAGGACAUUGUAACUGAAAGCAACAAAUUUGACCUAGUUGCUUUUGUCCCACUGUUGCGUGAAAGGAUUUACUCGAACAACCAAUAUGCCCGCCAAUUCAUUAUCUCAUGGAUCCAUGUGUUGGAGUCGGUUCCCGAUAUCAACCUUUUGGACUAUUUGCCAGAAAUCCUAGACGGACUCUUUCAGAUCCUUGGAGACAGCAGCAAAGAGAUCCGGCGAAUGUGCGAGGUGGUUUUGGGGGAAUUCCUGAAAGAAAUUAAGAAGAAUCCAUCCAGUGUCAAGUUUGCAGAAAUGGCCAACAUCUUAGUUAUCCACUGUCAAGUGUCUGAUGAAUCAAAAUCCACUAAUGAUCUCAUCCAGUUGACGGCUAUGACAUGGAUGAGAGAAUUUAUCCAGCUUGCAGGAAGAGUAGUUUUGCCUUAUUCCUCUGGAAUACUGACAGCCGUGUUGCCCUGCCUUUCCUAUGAUGAUCGGAAAAAGAGUACAAAAGAGGUCGCCAGUGCAUGUAAUCAUAGCUUGAUGAAGCUUGUGACGCCUGAGGAUGAUGAAGAUGAUGAAGAAUCACAGACCAAAUCUUCCCCUCCUAGUGAUGAUGUGUCAUCUAAAAAAGAGGGAGAUCUAAAUGAUUCCCUGAAUGAGUCUCAGGAGUCUGGGGGCUUCAGCAACAUCUCUUUCUUCACACCAGCAAGUUCUGACAGGUCUGCAGUAACUCUGGAUUUGGAUGGCAUAGUUCAGGUACUGGACAGACAUUUGCACGAUUCGUCCACUGGGAUGAUGACUCGCAUUGCUGUGUUGAAGUGGCUUUACCAUCUUUACAUCAAGACCCCUCGCAAGAUGUUCAAGCACACAGAUAGUUUGUUCCCCAUGUUACUAAAGACUCUCUCAGAUGAGUCCGAUGAAGUGAUAUUAAAAGACUUGGAGGUUUUAGCCGAGAUUGCAUCAUCACCAGCUGGACAGACGGACCCCUCUGGAUCAUGUGACACCUCGGAUAGCAAAUCAGAGCUUCAUAUUCCAGAAGGGGUCAGAGAUCCGAUGGUGGUCGGUGCUAAGAUGGCAGACCUAUCUCCAUCGACCCCGAGCAUGAAUUCAUACUUCUACAAGUUCAUGAUUAAUUUGCUCAAACGCUUCAGUAUAGAAAGGAAACUUCUAGAAAUGAGGGGGGUCUUCAUUAUCAGGCAGUUAUGUCUCCUCCUCCAUGCGGAAAACAUAUUUCACUCCAUGGCGGACAUCUUGCUAAAGGAGGAAGACCUGAAGUUCGCUUCAACCAUGGUGCAGACACUUAACACUAUUCUGCUUACUUCUGCUGAACUUUUUCAGCUUAGGAACCAGCUCAAAGACCUGCACACACAGGAAAGCUGUGAGCUCUUUUGUUGCCUGUAUCGCUCUUGGUGUCACAAUCCGGUGGCCACUGUGUCCCUGUGCUUUCUCACGCAGAAUUAUCACCAUGCCUAUGACCUCAUCCAAAAAUUCGGAGAUCUUGAGGUGACUGUGGAUUUCCUCAUGGAGGUGGAUAAACUUGUGCAGUUAAUUGAAAGCCCCAUAUUCACCUACCUCCGUCUUCAGUUACUUGACGUAGAGCACAACCCCUAUCUGAUCAAAGCUCUGUAUGGACUGCUAAUGCUGCUUCCUCAGAGUCAGGCAUUUCAGCUGCUGUCGCAUCGGCUUAGCUGCGUGCCAAACCCUGAACUUAUGAGGACCGUAGAAGAUAAAAAGGUACCUGUCAAAGAGAAACGACCAGCUCAGCCUCAUAUAGACUACAGUGAUCUGCUCCAACACUUUGACCGAGUCCAAAGCAAACACUUGGAAGCGAGACAUCAGAGGACGGGCCGAUCUGAGCACCCUGACAGGAAGCUGAUGCUGUAAGGCUUGCAGGCACGAGAAAGCUACGUUGGCUUUGUCCACCGUACAGACAAAGAGAGCUGGUGCAUCUUAACAGGACCUGUAGUGGGCAUACAUAAAAUUGUUGAAUAUAUUCAAACUAGUAUAGGCAUGAGAGACUUUAUUGUGUCUUAUUUUUGAUACAUAAAGUGCUUUAUGUUCAGGUGCUGUGGAGCUGAUUUAGUUCAUGCGCUCACUUGAACACGAUUACAAAUUGUGUAUCGGAUGUUAUAUCAUUCCUAGUUGACUGAUUUAAUUUAAUCUAGUCUGGAUUAUUUGUACAGAACAUCUUGCAUGUGCCCCUAGAUGUUCAGUAGGAGCAUCUAAAUCUGCAUAAAACAUUUACUGUAAAAAGUCAGUUGGAUGAAUUUGUCUUUUUGUAUUGCAGUCUACUCAUUGAUUUUUUUUCAGCAUUCAUGUGUGUGCUUAUGUUUUUAGCAUUUUCAUCAGAAUUUGAUUUUCUACAUCAUCCUAAAUUUACCCUUGGCCUUACUGUGUAUGCAAACCUUGGUAAUUUCUCUGUAGUGUUGAGACAAAGUUAUAAUAAAGUGGACCAUGUAUAAUGUU
Messenger RNA from Paramisgurnus dabryanus, 3464 nucleotides. It is a transcript of the gene vac14, whose product is annotated as vac14 homolog (S. cerevisiae). Lineage: Eukaryota; Metazoa; Chordata; Actinopteri; Cypriniformes; Cobitidae. Gene Ontology annotation, cellular component: endosome membrane; PAS complex. Gene Ontology annotation, biological process: phosphatidylinositol biosynthetic process. The record is from RefSeq and is a predicted model, not a curated record.